This is a messenger RNA of Cucurbitaria berberidis CBS 394.84, 3531 nucleotides long. RefSeq names its product Adaptor protein complex AP-2 alpha subunit. The coding region runs from base 271 to 3174 and encodes 967 amino acids. The record is from RefSeq and is a predicted model, not a curated record. Gene Ontology annotation, cellular component: membrane coat; AP-2 adaptor complex. NCBI's taxonomy places the organism in Eukaryota, Fungi, Ascomycota, Dothideomycetes, Pleosporales, Cucurbitariaceae. Gene Ontology annotation, biological process: clathrin-dependent endocytosis; intracellular protein transport. Gene Ontology annotation, molecular function: clathrin-cargo adaptor activity. The transcript has 7 exons.
CAGCUGCACAGAGACCGCCUAGCACCAUGCUGACUUCUCUUUGCUUCAUGUCGUUUCCCCCACGGUCCUUCUGUCUCGCCAUUGCUUCAUGAUUGACCUCCAGACUUCCGCUGUUGUCGUCCCUUUUCACGAGUACCCACCUCCCGCAGCUCGCUCGCCGGCAUAACCCCUGCCCCGAGGCUUUCCUACUCGACCUCACAUAUACCCACCACCGUCGCAUUGUCUGGAUAUCUUCCAAGUGGGAGUCGCCUACCCACUAAGCCUGCCAGUAUGGCUACGUCGGCCGCUGCGAAGAUGGCAUCGAGCGCCGGAGGGGUGUUCAGCCGGAACCAGUCGGGCAAUGUGCCAACUAUGAGAGGACUGGUGUCGUUUAUUGCAGAUUUAAGAAAUGCUCGAGCUCGCGAGCUGGAAGAGAAGCGGAUCAACAAGGAAUUGGCCAACAUCCGGCAAAAGUUUAGAGAUGGCAGCCUCAACGGCUACCAGAAAAAGAAAUACGUCUGCAAGCUCCUGUACAUAUACAUACUCGGCUGGAACGUCGAUUUCGGACAUCUUGAAGCUGUGAAUCUCAUCUCGGCCACCAAGUACUCGGAGAAACAAAUCGGAUACCUCGCAGUUACGCUAUUCUUACACGAGGAGCACGAACUGCUACAUCUGGUUGUUAACAGUAUCCGAAAAGACUUGUUGGAUCAUAAUGAGCUCAAUAACUGCCUGGCACUGCACGCGAUUGCGAAUGUUGGUGGUAAAGAGCUGGGAGAGGCAUUGAGCGCAGAAGUUCACCGACUACUCAUAUCUCCGGCAUCGAAAGCAUUUGUGAAGAAGAAGGCAGCUCUGACACUACUUCGCCUAUACCGAAAGUACCCCAGCAUUGUACAGAAUGAAUGGGCGGAACGGAUAAUAUCGCUCAUGGACGAUCCUGACAUGGGCGUUGCGCUCUCCGUUACCUCACUGGUUACCGCACUAGUCCAAGACAACACCGAACAGUACAGGGGGAGCUACGUGAAAGCUGCGAACAGAUUGAAGCGGAUCGUUGUUGACAAUGAGUGUGCGGAAGGCUACUUCUACUACAAGGUCCCAUGUCCAUGGAUUUUGGUCAAGCUUCUCAAGCUUCUCCAGUACUAUCCACCUCCCGAGGAUUCGCAUAUACGGAAGCUUAUUCGCCAAGCACUGCAGAAAAUCAUGGACUCCGCUCUGGACAUGCCAAAGAAUGUGCAACAGAACAAUGCGCAAAACGCCGUUCUCUUCGAAGCGAUCAACCUUGUGAUCCAUCUUGACACGGAACAAGAUCUAAUGGUCCAGAUCUCACAACGGUUGGGGAAAUUUAUCGCAUCCCGAGAAACCAACGUAAGGUACCUAGGUCUGGAAGCGAUGACCCAUCUAGCUGCUCAAUCAGAAACACUCGACCCGAUAAAGAAGCAUCAGGCCAUCAUCAUCGGCUCUUUAAGAGACCGGGAUAUCAGCGUGCGAAGGCAGGGCCUCGACCUUCUCUACAGCAUGUGUGAUCCGUCGAACGCUCAAGCGAUUGUGGGCGAGCUCUUACGAUACCUCCAGUCCGCGGACUACGCGAUACGAGAAGAGAUGGUCCUUAAGAUUGCAAUCUUGACUGAGAAAUACGCCACAGACGUCCAAUGGUAUGUGGACAUAUCGUUGCGUUUGAUCUCCAUGGCAGGCGAUCAUGUCAGCGAUGAAGUGUGGCAACGAGUGAUCCAAAUCGUGACGAACAACGAGGAACUCCAAGUUUAUGCCGCGCAGACAAUCCUACAGUACAUCAAGGCCGAUUGUCAUGAGACCCUAGUGAAAAUCGGCGGGUACCUUCUUGGAGAGUUCGGCCACUUGAUCGCUGAAACCAAGGGCUGCAGUCCAAUUGAACAGUUUAUGGCUCUAAGCGCGAAGAUGCGGGGCUGCUCAUCAAGUACAAGAGCGAUCUUGCUCUCUUCCUAUGUCAAGUUCGUCAACUUGUUCCCCGAAAUCAAACCGCAGCUCCUCCAAGCGUUCCGCGCCUACAGCCAUUCGCUCGACUCUGAGCUUCAGCAAAGAGCGUGCGAAUACCUGACCCUCGCGACAAUGCCAACGGACGACCUACUACGGACCGUAUGCGAUGAGAUGCCACCGUAUCCUGAACGAACAUCAGCACUACUCUCUCGAUUACACCAGAAGCAUGCCACGACUAGUGAUAAGCGAACAUGGGUAGUUGGCGGGAAAGACGCGAAUGCGGACCUGAAGGAGUUUGGCCUGGCACGGCAGAACACCUCUGCCGGUGUCAAGCGAAGCUUUACGGAACCGGUAACGAAAGACAACAAAGCUACUACCGCGAACGGCACAAAUGGCGUCAAUGCCAUUUCCAGCGACCUUGCAGGAUUAGACCUGGACAUCGACACGAAUAAGGUAUUAAAAGCUCCGAACCUUGCCAGCGCCGCCCACUUGAGCCCGGACUGGGAACCUGGAUACAUUCGCCUUCUACUUCGCGGCGAGGGCAUACUGUAUGAGGACCAGCAAAUACAAGUAGGUCUACGGACAGAAUACCGGGGCCAGCUGGGGGCGCUCAUCUUCUACUUCACAAACAAGUCUUCGUUUCCGAUCGGAUCAUUUACCACCACGGUCGAUAAUAGGUCUUCGGAGACGCUGAAAUCGGACAUCAAGGGAUUGCCUGAUACCUCGAUUGCACCAGAGGGCCAGACUCAACAAACGAUCAUGUUCGAAUGCAAAAAUGUCUUUAUAGAUCCACCAACCAUCCGGAUAUCGUACCUCGCAGGCGCGCUACAAGGCCUCACGCUUCAACUCCCAGUACUACUUCACAAGUAUAUGGAAGGUGCCGAACUGAGCGCAGAGGACUUCUUCAAGCGAUGGAAACAAAUUGGCGGUGCUCCACGUGAAGCACAGAGCAUUUUCGGCCUUGUUAGCAAGAACCGGACAAUGAAUUCGGAGUUUGUGCAAAAGGUAGUCAGGGGCUUCAAGUGGGGUAUCGUUACUGGUGUCGAUCCAAACGCAAAGAAUAUCGUUGGCGCGACAGUGCUCCACUCAAGUGAGGGCAAGUUCGGGUGUUUGCUAAGACUAGAGCCGAACUUCGAUACUCAGAUGUACCGCAUCACCAUCCGCGCAACCGACGAAUCCGUCCCACCAGUACUGAUCAAAGCUAUGGAGGACCGACUUUCGCAAGGCAUCGAGGGCAUCCCCUAGGCCACCAAUAUUUUCACUGCCCCCUUUGAGUUGUGUCGAGGACUUGGAAGCGUUGACUGUUCAUAAAGUAAUGUAUUUUGCGAGAGAGUUAGCAACAUCCUUUUAGGAGAAUUUGAGGGCUGUCUGUGUAGCAUUUCUUGAGUGGAAAAGUAUUCAGACGGCAUACCAUUUCUAUCUUGUUUAGCAUGAGCAAACAUAUUGAAGCGUUUCGAAGCGGAUCCGUCGCGUCUUGUUCCACUACCACACUACUUCUAUUCUUUUAGCACCAGAUCAAUUUUCUGCAGUUGGUAAUACAUUACGAUUAUGAGGCCAGCAAUUAAUGAUAGCUAUCUAGUCGCAAAAGGAAAAGAGCUGUCC